AUUCAGCUAGUCUAGUGCAAGUAUCUGAAACUUAAUCUCAAAAGAAUAUAGUCAAUCAUAGUCUAUAAAAUCUUAAAAAAGCUUAUUUAAUUUAAAAACUUAAUAAACUAACCUAAAAAGUAAGUUUUAACCUAAAAAGUAAGUUUUAACCUUAAAAAGUAAGUUUUAACCUUAAAAAGUAAGUUAAAUCUGCCAAAAUAAUGAGCCAACAAGAAGAUACCAAAGAAAUUACAAACAACUUCGGAUCAUCUCUGAUAACGAUCCCAAAAAUAAACGGAAACAACAGCAACACCAGCAAUGAACAGACAAGUAUCGAAUGUUUUGCUGACAAUGUAAAAUUUACAUGUAUAUGGAAGCAGCCGGAAGUAAAUAUGCACAUAAUAAAUCAAAUUAUGAAUCAGAUAAACAUUUAUAAUGACAAUGAGUACGGUGACUGCACACCAUCGAAUAUAACGGCAUUGAUUUCAUCAUCAUUUCCAUCGAGUUCAACAUUGGAAGAAAUAAAUGAUGGAGAUAAUGUUGAUUGUGACGUUAAGGACAAUGAGAUUUUGAAUUUUGUGGCUUCAACUCCAAUUCCAACAAUUAAAACGAUUGACAAAAUGAAGCCGCAAAAUGAGGGAAUGCUUGAUAUUUCUAAUGACAGUAAAAAUCAAAUGCUGUUGUUUGCAUUUAAUCAUACCAGCCCGAUUGUGUUCAGUUCACGACACAGAACAAUGUAUACAAAGAAGAAGCUUCACUUGGGUUCGGAAUAAGUUUUAUUGUUGAUUUAAAAACAUUUGUAAAAUAUACUUUUUAA
Chironomus riparius is the source of this 796-nucleotide messenger RNA. The record is from the annotation of a GenBank genome assembly. Lineage: Eukaryota; Metazoa; Arthropoda; Insecta; Diptera; Chironomidae.